Messenger RNA from Linepithema humile (Argentine ant), 568 nucleotides. RefSeq lists its product as uncharacterized. Lineage: Eukaryota; Metazoa; Arthropoda; Insecta; Hymenoptera; Formicidae. The record is from RefSeq and is a predicted model, not a curated record.
AUGUGUAACUUUAUACCAAAUCUACAAAUUAUAACAUUAUGUAUCAGUAUUCUAUCAUACGUUUCCAGAGCACAGGCAGAAGGUAUUUCAUGUUUCAAAUGUCUCACGUCACUUACAAAGCCAGAAGACACUGAUCUUCUCUGUUCUCAUUUUGAUGGAAGUGCAAAAUUUCAAACAUUUUGUCCAACUUCAACACUUUGCAUGAAAAGAACUAUUCAAUAUAAGUCCAAAACAUCUGUAGUGACUACUGUUCAAAGAGACUGUGCACCACAAAAAUAUACCUCGCAUAAUUAUAAUGAGAAUGACAAGCAGUGGUAUAAAACAGAAGAAGUAAUAGAAACUGCUUAUAAGGAAGGCUGUUUUAUCGGUGAACACAGAGGAGCACCGACUAGUCCACCCGAAUAUUGUUUCUGUGGUUAUCAUUUAUGCAAUUUGUCUUCCCCGCAAAUUGGAAUGUUUAGCAAAGUAUAUGGACCGAUAACAGCAUUGCUGAUUAUGAGAAUGUUGUAAAACUUUUCAAUUUGUGACAUGCAAUGUGUUACUUAAAAAAAAAGUGUCAUGUAUAAGA